GUAGCAAUGGGAGAGUUUGGCGAGUUGUCGAACCUGCUGAAAAAAGCGAAGAAAAAGUCUACCACUGUGGGCAAAGUCUGGCUCACGGUGCUGUUCGUCUUCCGCAUCUUCGUUCUGGUAAUAGCUGCUAAAGAAGUGUGGGGUGAUGAGCAGUCCAAUUUCUUAUGUGACACUAAGCAACCUGGUUGUCAACUUGCUUGUUACGACAACACUUUCCCAGUUUCUCAUCUCCGCUUCUGGAUUAUGCAAAUCCUUAUUGUUUCCACGCCAACGCUUAUUUAUCUGGGCUUCCUCAUUCACCAAGAAGGCAAGAAUAAAAAGGAAGAAGACAGGAAGGUUGAAGUGCUGUUGAAAGGUGAUGACCUGAAAAACAUUGUCUAUGAUAUCAAUAGCUUCAAUAGAAAGAGAAAAAACGGGGAUCCUUCCAAAGAAGACACUAAAGUUGAAGUGCUGUGGGAAGAUGGUGUUCUGAAAACCAAAGUCAACACCAUCGUAGAUCAACCAUCCAAAAAAGACAAUAAUGGCAAAGUGCCAUCGAAAGGUAGAGCCCGGACAAUAUACGUCUUGAACAUAGUUUUUACGAUUCUGUUUGAAGUAGCCUUCCUUGUAGCUCAGUACUACCUUUAUGGAUUUGGCCUUGAGCUGAUGUACCCCUGUGAGCGUUGGCCCUGCCUCACCAAAGUGUUCUGCUAUGUGUCCCGACCUACAGAGAAAACCAUCUUUAUUAUUUUCAUGCUUAUAGUAGCUUUAGUGUCUCUGCUACUCAAUGUUGUGGAGAUGUUCUUUGUAUUUUGCAAGAAAAAAAAGGAAGCUAAUUGUGAAAGUAACAAUGCACAAACACAGGUGACGGUGACAGUUAGACAACAUUAUUCUAAGAGACAUUCAGGCACAUACAUCUGAACAUGAAUUUUAUACCAGUUUGGGCUCAUUUAUGUGUUUUAUAGUGACAAAAUUGGCUCCCUAUUUAUUGUACAAUCUAAUCAUGAUGUCUUAAUCUGCUCAGUCUUAAGUUUAGUUUUAAGAGCAUAAAUUAGAGAACUACAAUGUUAAAAUGACUAAUAAAACUCUGGUGCAUGGAUAAUGGUUGUUUAACAUUUUGUCCUUUUUGUGUGACAAUUGUGUGCAAAUGUUCCUACUAAUGCUCCCUAAAACUGGUUACUCAAAGCCGGUUCAUUUAAACUGCUGAAGAUCAGAACUUUUUUUCUACAUGGAACUUAAACACUAAACAGUAUCCGAUUUUGUAAAUCUUUCAUACAGUGCUUGAGAGCAGCCCCUAUUAUACAUCCUAGAAUGUUUGUAUCUUUGAGACUUUAUUAUGUCCUUUAAACAAUUAAUUGCCUUUUCCAAGUUUCAUUUCCUUUUUUAUUUCACCUUUGUUUGACCAGGUUAGAAGAUUGAGAGCUAGUUCUUGUUUACAACAUUGGCCUGUGCAUUUUUCUCUAUUUUAUGCAUUCCUUAAUUCAGUUUGUUUCCUUUAUUGACAAAUGUUAUGACAUAUUUUUGAAUUUGUGAUUUUAUUUAAUGGCUAAGUGGAAUAAAAUUGUGAAGACUACCCUUUGACUUGUUUGAAUGCCAGAUAAUAUAAUUGCUAAGGGGCUAAAAAUAGUCUUUAUGCUAUUUUCUAUCACUGAACAGAGCACAGAUAUAUUGUCUAUAUACUGCAGGUAUUAAAGUGCAUAAAACAGUCAUUUCUGCCAAGGCGGUGUGUGCAGCUGGGUGUGUGUUUUUCUGUAGCUCUCUUUCUCUUUUGGCAGCUGCACCUCAUCAAGAAUCAUCAGGAGGCAGUUUAAGGCUGAGCAAGUGGAUCGAAAACUUUUAAACCAAUCUGUUUGUAUGAUUUGAUUGAAAUUACUUUGUAAAGUGCCUUGUGGUGA
Molecule: messenger RNA, 1874 nt
Organism: Fundulus heteroclitus (mummichog)
Lineage: Eukaryota; Metazoa; Chordata; Actinopteri; Cyprinodontiformes; Fundulidae
Product: gap junction alpha-3 protein-like
Exons: 1
Coding region: 7-900 (297 amino acids)
Biological process (GO): cell communication
Cellular component (GO): connexin complex
Source: RefSeq, a predicted model, not a curated record